UAUUUUAAGGAUGGCUUAGCUCUCUCUCUCACUCUCACUCUCCCUCUCUCUCCACACUCACUCACGAUCUCGCCAUCGCUUGCGCUCUACUCUCUCUCUCGCAUUGUCCUUUCUGCGUAAACCCUAAUCUGGACUUCCGAUGGCCAUGAAGGCCUCGGAGCUCACAACGCAGAGUAAGGUUUAGUUUACUAAAUUUCAAUUUAAAGCCUUGUGCCGCUCUUACGAAGUAAGAGAAAAUGAAGAGAGAGAAUAUGUCAGUCACUGGUUUUCCAGUACCCACUGCUCGAAUAACACGUGCUCGGGCAGCAGCUUUUCAGGCAGCUGGUGUGACACUCCCCUUACAACCUUCUGCGAAACAAGAUCAGAAGCGGGCUUUACGAGAAAAUUCAAAAAGGGUGGCCUUGGAUGAGAAUAAUUCCUCUGCUCCAGUUGCUGGAGAUCUUCAACAUAAAAGGAGAGCAGUGCUAAAGGAAGUAACCAAUCUAUGCUGUGAAAAUUUACAUACCAAUUGCAUCAAUGCUGCAAAGCUUCAGAGUAAGAACUCCAAGAAGGCUAAAAGAGGUCCUCUGAAGAAGGAUUCCAAGGUGGUCCCUUCCAAUCCUGUUCCAGAGGUUCAAAAGGAUGUCACUGCAUUAAGUGCUGAAAAAAUAGAGAAAUCGGAGAAGGCUGAACCACAAGAAGUUGCAUGCUCAACAGAAGUAAAAGGCCAUUUUCCAAUGCAAAUAAGUAUGGGGAGUAUGACCAUACGAUCAGUUGGUUGUGACCCUCAGGCCAAUAUAAAGAUUUGUAGAUGGCCUCCUCAACUCUCGAGCCCUUUAAAGAAAGACAAGUAUAAUCUUUGCGAGAAUUUGGGAUCUUCUAGUUGUUUAGGCAUUACAGACAUUGAUUCUGAUGACAAAGAUCCACAAAUGUGCAGCCUCUAUGCAGCUGAUAUCUAUAGCAAUUUACGUGUUGUAGAGCUUGUCCGAAGGCCUAGUUGUAAUUUUAUGGAAACACUACAGCGAGACAUCACUCAGAGCAUGCGGGGGAUUCUAGUUGAUUGGCUUGUGGAGGUUGCUGAAGAGUAUAAGCUGGUUCAAGAUACACUUUACCUCGCAGUGUAUUUCAUCGAUCGGUUUCUUUCCGCAAACUACAUGUCAAGACAAAGACUUCAACUGCUUGGCAUUACAUGCAUGCUAAUUGCCUCGAAAUAUGAAGAAAUUUGUGCACCCCGUGUUGAGGAGUUCUGCUUCAUCACGGACAACACAUACACAAAAGGAGAGGUACUGCAAAUGGAAAGUCAAGUGCUGAAUUAUUUGGGUUUUCAACUCUCAGCACCUACUGCAAAAACGUUUCUCAGGAGAUUCCUACGAGCUGCACAAGCUUCUUACAAGGUUCCUAGCCUUGAAUUGGAGUUCUUGGCCAACUAUCUAUCAGAACUCACUCUCAUUGAGUACACAUUCCUGAAGUUCCUUCCUUCGCUAAUUGCUGCAUCAGCAGUAUUCCUUGCUAGAUGGAUUCUAGAUCAGUCAUGCCAUCCAUGGAACCCGACCCUAGAGCAUUACACAACCUACAAGGCCUCAGAUCUUAAAGUUACAGUUCUUGCACUACAAGAUCUGCACACGAACACCAACAGUUGUCCUCUUAAUGCCGUACGUGAGAAGUAUAAGCAGCAGAAGUUCAAGUAUGUAGCGACAGUGACUUCUCCAAAUCCACAUGAAAUGCUCUUUUAAAGAUGAUGACAUGAUGAUAGGGCUAAUUCCUUGUUUUCCUUUGCUGUUAACAUAUGGUUAUCAGCUGGAGGACUUUUCAUGGAUAUUGGAUAUUUGUAUCUGAUAUCUAAUUUUAGAUUUUCCCCAAUCUAACUGUUUUUUAUCUGCUAUAUUGUUGUUGUAGCUAGCCUGCCCUUGUAAUGUGAAAAUCAUGGGAGCGUGGGACGCUCUAGGCGGUAUGUUUGAAAUUUAAAUCCCUAUUGGGUUGGUACUUUAUUUCAAACUUAUAUUCUUUGCCCAUGUAAAGUCAUUUGUCAGCAACCAGAUUAAUUUGUUGGGUUGUAAUGGGAAUGUAACUACUUGAAGAUAACUUUUUGUAUUUUCAAUAUCAUUUAAUUUCUAUAAAGAUGACUUUCGUACUGCA
Molecule: messenger RNA, 2115 nt
Organism: Macadamia integrifolia
Lineage: Eukaryota; Viridiplantae; Streptophyta; Magnoliopsida; Proteales; Proteaceae
Product: cyclin-A2-4-like
Exons: 12
Coding region: 237-1712 (491 amino acids)
Biological process (GO): mitotic cell cycle phase transition; regulation of cyclin-dependent protein serine/threonine kinase activity
Cellular component (GO): cyclin-dependent protein kinase holoenzyme complex; cytoplasm; nucleus
Molecular function (GO): cyclin-dependent protein serine/threonine kinase regulator activity
Source: RefSeq, a predicted model, not a curated record